Messenger RNA from Penicillium maclennaniae, 1596 nucleotides. RefSeq names its product putative serine--tRNA ligase DIA4. The record is from RefSeq and is a predicted model, not a curated record. The transcript has a single exon. Gene Ontology annotation, biological process: mitochondrial seryl-tRNA aminoacylation. The coding region runs from base 1 to 1596 and encodes 531 amino acids. Lineage: Eukaryota; Fungi; Ascomycota; Eurotiomycetes; Eurotiales; Aspergillaceae. Gene Ontology annotation, molecular function: tRNA binding; serine-tRNA ligase activity; ATP binding. Gene Ontology annotation, cellular component: mitochondrion.
AUGGCUACUCCCUCCCCCUACGUCUGCUUCCAUUGCAGAUUAUCACCUCGAUAUGGCUUAACGCAAUUGCCAUUCCGUCGCAAGUUCUCUGUGACCCCGCGAACCUCUCAGAUCUUACGGCCCGCGACAGCUCCCAAGCCCACGCCAGACAUCAAGCAUAUCCGCCAGAAUGCCGAUCUCUACGCGCAAAACUGCGUCGACCGAAACUAUGCAGGACACGCCGAAUAUCCAUCAAGGAUACAGGCCCUUUACGAUGAGGCAAAGCAGCUCGAUCACGACCUGAAGACCCCGCGCUCCCGAAUCAAGCAGCUGGAGAAAACAAUCGCGAAGCUGUCUAUUGCUGCUCGGCAGGAUGCAGCCAAGGAAGGAGGCAAUAAAAGGGCAGGGGAACUCGCAGGGCUCAAAUCCGAGGCACAGCAUCUAAAAGAUGAGUCUGCUGCUAUGGCCUCGCGCAAGGCGACCUGCGACGCGGACCUUCACCGGCUCGCUCUUUCCCUGCCGAACCUCACAUCCACCGAAACCCCCGUCGGAGAUGUCCCGCGUUUGAUCAAUUACCUCAAUUUCGACCCGCAAUCUCCUCCGACCUGGACCACCCAGUCCCCAGCCGACCUUCGCGCGCGGUCGCACGUCACAAUUGGCAGCGAGCUGGGCCUCCUCGACUUCACCAGUUCCGCUACAACAACCGGAUGGGGCUGGUACUUCCUCAUCAACGAGGGUGCCAUGCUCGAACAGGCACUGGUGCAAUAUGCACUGAGCGUAGCCCGGCGCCGCGGCUGGAAGACCGUCGCCCCGCCCUCAAUCGUCUACUCCUACAUCGCCGAGGCGUGCGGCUUCCAACCCCGCGACCAGCACAACGAGCAGCAGAUCUGGUCGAUUGAACAAAACGAGCGCGAUCGCAAUACCAAGCCGCCCCGCUCGCUGACGGGAACUGCUGAAAUCCCCCUCGCGGCGAUGUACGCUGGCCGUGACAUCGACGCCAAAGACCUUCCCCUCAAGCUUGUCGGUGCUAGUCGCUGUUACCGCGCCGAGGCUGGCUCACGCGGCGUCGAUACAAAGGGUCUAUACCGCGUUCACGAGUUUACAAAGGUCGAACUAUUCGGCUGGGCGGAUAAUGUUGACUCGGCCGCAAAAACAUCAGAUGACCUCUUUGCCGAGCUACUAGAUAUGCAAGCGGAGAUCCUGACAUCGCUUCAUCUUCCCUGCCGCGUGCUUGAAAUGCCAACCGGUGAUCUCGGCGCCAGCGCAACCCGCAAGCGUGACAUCGAGGCUCUCUUCCCCUCGCGCUUCCGUCCCACCGACCAGUCCUCUUCUACCAUAGAUCCCGAAGCUCACAAAUUGGAAUCGGCUUGGGGUGAGGUCACUUCUGCGUCUAUCUGUACGGACUACCAAAGCCGACGCCUCGCGACUCGCGUGCGUGGCGGUGCGACUAAAGACUCCCGAUUCCCGCACACAGUAAACGGCACUGCGAUGGCCGUUCCGCGCGUUCUAGCUGCCAUCCUUGAGAACGGAUGGGAUGCUGAGCAUGGCGUUGUAGUCGUGCCGAAAGUUUUGAGGCCCUGGAUGGAUGGAAUCGAGACGAUUGGCAAGCAGGCCUAG